AUGGGGCGAAGGAGAAUUGAAUUCCCAGACGAGUUACUUGAAGAAAUCGUUAUAAGAUUACCUAUCCAAUCUAUCAUAGCUGCUAGAUCUGUUUGCUCACGCUGGAGGAACAAGUUGUGCGCCAAAUACUUCCAGGCCAAGAAAGAUUCUCGCGAACCACAACAGCGCUGGAUCAUUAUGGAUUUCUUCCUCCUCAGUGAAGGUUUCCUAGGGGUUUUUGAUACGAUUGAUAAGAAAUGGCUCAAGAUACCACUGUCUCUGCCUCCAAACACUAGAUUUUCGCUUCUUUGUGGCUCCUGUGGAUAUCUUUGUUUCAUGGACAGGCAGGCGAUUACCACUCAUCACAUCCACCUUUGCAAUCCAGUGACGCAGCAAUGGCUACAACUUCCACUGCCACGAUCAAUCAAAACUUCACGCUUGCACAUCCGGAUGUAUGGAAUCAGAGGCUCGAAUCAUUUCAAGCUCCUGAUGAUAGAUGGCACGGAUUUGCCCUCUCGAUUAGCUAGUAGUCUCUACGAUUCACAGACAGGAGAUUGGAAGCCUCGCAGCCAAGAGUGGAUCACAAACUUUACCAGCUUAUGGGACAACCUAGCUAUGUGCAAGGAUGGGAUUUACGACAUGGACAAAGAAGAGUGGAGGCUGCGCGGGCAAAUUUCAGAUUUCCAGCCGACAACCCUUCGUCUCCGCAGAGACGGUAGCGUAUUCAGGACCAAACUGGUGGGCACGAGGAUCCGAGUCUAUCAGCUUGACAUGGAGAGCACGCGAGAAGAGCUUGUGACAGAAUCUCCAGAGAGAAUGCGCGUCGAAAUGCCGCCUGGGUGCUCAGGCAUGAUUCCAUGGAGUUACUUCGAUGGGCUGGACAACUUGUGGGUCGUGUGCCCAGUCCUCCCGGCGAUCUACAGAUACGAGCCGUGCUCUGGGCAGUGGAGCAGCUUCGAUAACAAGUGGAGUGGAGCUGCAGACUUUGGCUAUGCCAUUUGCUGUGAGUUGAGCUUCCAUGAGUUCCCUGAUUGCACAACGCCAUUGCAAGAAUAAAAUCACAGCAUGGAAUUGACGAUAAAGGGAUAUUUUCUAUCUGAAUUAGAUUAAUCCAUGGAUUGAUAUUGCCCUCUUCCAUUCUAGCUAAUGUGACUAUCCAGAACUCCAGAUCAAGGUGGCUAGCUUCUCACAACAAGGAGAGUCACGAGUGGUGAUGCAGCACAGUCUUUGGAGAAGCUUGGAUUUACGUUGACAUUUCCUGGCCAGUCUAAUAUUAAAUCUUCGUGGCAUCUCAUACAGCCAUGCAGCUUGAAAGCAAGGACUUGGAAGCUACUAAUUUGUCCACGGG
Messenger RNA from Selaginella moellendorffii, 1327 nucleotides. RefSeq lists its product as uncharacterized. The record is from RefSeq and is a predicted model, not a curated record. Gene Ontology annotation, molecular function: protein binding. NCBI's taxonomy places the organism in Eukaryota, Viridiplantae, Streptophyta, Lycopodiopsida, Selaginellales, Selaginellaceae. Bases 1 to 1035 code for a protein of 344 amino acids. The transcript is spliced from 2 exons.